AUGGUUAUGGCAGAUAGAGGAUUCACCAUCACUGAAUCUGUUGGAUUUAGGCAAGCAAAGCUUGUAAUCCCAGCUUUCACAAGGGGAAAGGCUCAGCUAGACCCAGUGGAUGUAGAGGAGACAAGAGGCAUAGCCAACGUUAGAAUCCACGUGGAACGUGUUAUUGGACUACUAAGACGAAAGUAUACCAUUUUGGAAGGAACUCUGCCAACUGACUUUCUGAUUUGUAAUCAUGAAAACUCUGACCGUCGUAUUCCAUUAGUGGAUCACAUGAUAAGAGUUUGUGCUGCUCUUGUUAACUUUUGUCCUCCAAUUGUUCCAUUUGAUUGA
Messenger RNA from Porites lobata, 330 nucleotides. NCBI's taxonomy places the organism in Eukaryota, Metazoa, Cnidaria, Anthozoa, Scleractinia, Poritidae. The record is from the annotation of a GenBank genome assembly.